AAGGAACCACUUAGAUACACCCUCCUUCCUCCAUAAGGCCAAACAAAACGCAUUGUAACUACGCGCUGCCCCGAAUUUCCGCUAUUUUCAUUCCCAGAUUCUGAACCGGAACCAAACAUUUUCCCAGAAUAUAAACAGACAACACACAACAACAAAUUACCAAUUCAAUAAAUGAAACUUGCAGAGCUGCCAACUUGAUUCCACGCCUCAGAAAUGCCAAAUUCAAACAAUUAAGCAGUCCUUAGAUUCACAAACUUCUCAAGAUGAACAACACAAUACUCACAAAAUUGAAUUUCAAUAGGGAUCCUCCACAGAGAGCAGAGGACCCCUUAAUGCCUACACAUGCAGAUGUCACCAAAUCAAAACCACGUCAUAGAGACACUAAUUUAUUAACUUUGAACCCUAAACCUCCAAUCACAAUCUUCAAGCUAAGGCCACCAAUAUUUCAACACCAUGCUUCAACAAUCCUCCACACGAAACUCCCACAGAUGCCAGCUGACAGACAAAACAUCAAGCACACAUCAAUUAAACACAAAGUCAGCAAAUCACACAGCCAGCCACCUGAAGCCCCCAGAAUCCCAGCAAAAUUUUCAGAAAAGACCCAGAAUUCAAGUUGUGAUAUAUUCCCAAAAGCAAGGAUCUUUCACCCUGAACGGAUUCAAAAAGCCCUAAAGAUUGAAUCUUGGUACAGAAAUAGAGUAAUAGAUGGUGGGUUUUGAAGGGAAAAUUGAUGGGUGCAAGAGUAAGAUUCACAGAGAGGAAAACCCUAAAUUUAUAGGGAGAGUUGGCAUUGUUGGAUCUUCAAAGAUUUUGUGGCCUCUCAGGGAAGAAUCUGUGGAUGAAUAUGGGAACAUAGAACACUCAUUAAAAAAAUGGAAGAAAA
Molecule: messenger RNA, 883 nt
Organism: Rubroshorea leprosula
Lineage: Eukaryota; Viridiplantae; Streptophyta; Magnoliopsida; Malvales; Dipterocarpaceae
Source: the annotation of a GenBank genome assembly